This is a messenger RNA of Vitis riparia (riverbank grape), 1284 nucleotides long. RefSeq names its product expansin-A10. Gene Ontology annotation, biological process: plant-type cell wall organization. The record is from RefSeq and is a predicted model, not a curated record. Gene Ontology annotation, cellular component: extracellular region. The transcript has 3 exons. The coding region runs from base 90 to 812 and encodes 240 amino acids. Lineage: Eukaryota; Viridiplantae; Streptophyta; Magnoliopsida; Vitales; Vitaceae.
CACUCUUAUCUUCGCCCACUUCAAAGAAAGGUCAACUUCAGUAGCAUGUCAAGAAAAUGCUCAUUAUCUGAUUUCCUUUUUGCAGGAAAAUGGCUCUUCUCGGGUUUCUCUUGGUGGGCAUUCUCUCAAUGGUCUCAGCUGUGAAUGGGUAUUAUGGUGGUUGGAUUAAUGCCCAUGCCACCUUCUAUGGAGGUGGUGAUGCUUCUGGGACAAUGGGUGGAGCUUGUGGAUAUGGAAACCUGUACAGCCAGGGGUAUGGGACCAACACUGCAGCAUUGAGCACAGCUCUUUUCAACAAUGGCCUCAGCUGUGGCGCCUGUUUUGAGCUUAGGUGUGUGAAUGAUCCCCAGUGGUGCCUCCCUGGCACCAUUGUCGUCACUGCCACUAACUUCUGCCCACCAGGAGGCUGGUGUGAUCCUCCCCAGCAACACUUUGAUCUCUCUCAGCCUGUCUUCCAACACAUUGCUCAGUACAGAGCUGGGAUUGUCCCUGUCGCUUACAGAAGGGUUCCCUGCAGAAAAUCAGGAGGCAUCAGGUUCACCGUCAAUGGCCAUUCCUACUUCAACCUUGUCCUCGUCACCAACGUGGGGGGCGCCGGCGAUGUCCAUGCUGUUUCCAUCAAGGGUUCAAGAACUGCCUGGCAGCCCAUGUCAAGGAACUGGGGCCAAAACUGGCAAAGCAACUCCUACCUCAAUGGCCAAAGCCUCUCCUUCAGAGUAGUCACCAGCGAUGGCCGCGCCAUAGUCUCCUACAAUGUUGCCCCUGCAGGCUGGUCCUUUGGCCAGACCUACACUGGAGGCCAAUUCCGCUAGAAAAUCAAACUAAGUUAAAAACUUUUAGCAGGUUUUUCACCAUAUAAAUAAAUAUAUAUAAAGAUUGCUAUAUAUAUAUAUAUAUAUAUAUAUGCUGAUAUUUAUAUGCCUAAGCUAAGGGUAUGGCAUAAAGACUAAGGUUGGAUAAAGCAAAUGUAUAGUAGAAUAGCUUCAUAUAUGUAAAAAAUGAAAAGGGUCAAUUUUGAAUGGCCCUUUUUUCCAUUGUAAUUUGCUUGUGGCUUUUUGCAGUUCAUGGCUGGCUUUGUGCUGAAAGCCCCUGCCACUGCUGAGGAGGUAGACGUUAAUUUUAUUAUCAGUAAAUGUUCCCUACUAAAUGCUCUAGUAAAGAGUGUUUUUGCUUAGUCUAUGUGAGGUCAUUGUAAUGCAUAUGACUCUGUUGUACUUGAGCCAUUAUGAGAAUGUGAAAGUGAAAAUCUUCAAUUUGGUUAAUGAUAUUUCAAAGAUUUAUCUA